Messenger RNA from Leptomonas pyrrhocoris, 4807 nucleotides. RefSeq lists its product as hypothetical. NCBI's taxonomy places the organism in Eukaryota, Euglenozoa, Kinetoplastea, Trypanosomatida, Trypanosomatidae. The transcript has a single exon. The coding region runs from base 164 to 4807 and encodes 1547 amino acids. The record is from RefSeq and is a predicted model, not a curated record.
AGCCGAAUGGGAAGACUCACCUAUACGCAUAGACCUGCAUAGAAAGCACGCUAACUCUUUUUUUUUCUUUCUUGGCGUUUCAUCUCGGGAAAAGGUAGAGCCAGUUUUGAGUCCUCGCAGACGUUAAACUAUUUUGUUUUCCACUUCGAUCAAAGCGGUAUCAAUGUCGUCAUCCUCGAGCGUUCCUGUCGAUUUCAUAGACCCGUAUGUGCUGGAAUUUGCGCUUAAUUUCAAAUGGCUGCUUCGCUACGCUACCCAGCACCUUGACCCCAUGGUGGAGGUGCAAUACCCCACUUUUGUUGCGGACGUAGUGAACAUGGAACGCGUGCUUGCUCAACUCACGUUUGAAAGGAGCUGCGCGCUCAACAACAUGCCGUUUGGCGCACUGCGGUUGUCGCGAGACAUGGUGCUCUAUUUACUCGUGUGCGACCACCUCCUUGGUGGGUGUCCGCCAACGAUGCAUCCUUUUCUUCAGCAGGCGUACAGCAGUUCUCGCGAUAACGCGCAAACGCAAGGCGGAGGUCCGUCGUCUUCGCACGCGCUGCAGCGUGAAGCGGUCAUCCGGUCUCGGCGGCCGGCCACACACGCGGACUUCAACGAGAGCUUUCCCAGCGCAAGUGAUGACGACGCAGAAGGCGCAGAAGGUCGAGGUGGGGUGGUGACCGCGGCAGUUGCAGAGCCAGCAACACGCGCGUUGGACGGCAGGCAGCUCGGCACUCUUGACAGUGCGGUCGCACAGAUGAGCACUUCUGAGACGACGGGUGCGGAGGGGACGGCGGCACAAGCCGCUCUACUUUUGCUGCGGUGGCUCUUUGUGGAAGGCGUUUUGUCCGAAGACGAACUUGCGGCAACGCUCAACCUUGACCGCGUCGGCGACAGCGCAUCUGAUGUACGCUCUGGUAAUAGUAAUCAAAGUGAAGACUCUCGAGCCUUUCAACGGCACCAGCGACUGGCAGCUCGACUGGCGGAACUCAUACCGUUCUACCUCGGUGCACACGUUCUUAUCUCCCGCUCCAUCCUCUUGCAGUACAGCGCAACGCUGUUGACGGCAGACGGCGUAAUGCAACACGUCCGGCGCUUAGAAGCCCCCCUCGAAACGAAAUCCAAGUACGCGCGGUAUUCGGUGGUGUACCCCCCUAGCAGUGUCGAGGGUGCGUUGUUGGAGUGGUUUCAAGCAGUCAUGGACUCCGCGCAACAGCAAAUCCGUGACAACGCAGUUUCCUCGGCACGGUUAACGAGCUGCAUUCCGCUGCAGAGCUUUAUUGAGCACGGUCCCUUCUGCCAGGACGUGCUCGAUCCAUCCGAACGUGACUUCUUCCGCCUCGUGCAGUGCGGGGAGUGUGUGUGCAUUGCACUAUGGUUCUACUGCCCCGAGGCGCUGCCGCUGACGGAGCUGUCGCAUGCUCUACGGGACGCGGAGGCUUUUGUAUCGUCACCCCCGCCCGAGGCAGCGCACUUCUCGCGUGGCGAGGCGGCUGAUCUUGUUCAGCGUCAUCGGUCACUGUGCCACUGGACCGCGAUCAUCGCUGCGUCACGGUACUUGGGUGUCGUGCCGUUGCUGUCGCCCGAAGAGGUCGUCUCCUUUGGCCGCACCGCGCUGCCGCUGCACCUCUUCGUGCUUAUUCAGCAGCUUUUCGCCGUUCUCGCGACGAACGCGGAAGAGGACGUGCGUGUGAGCGCGGAUACGGCGUGGUGGAGGCAAAUGGGCACCUCCGACGCGUACACGAAGGUCAUGGCGGCGAAGGAGAUGACACGGCAACGGAAUCCAAACUACGAUGAGGACACGCACACGGGAGCGACGAGUUCUACACUUCCCGGCGCGCAGCAUGUGCUGAGGCAGUCCAUGCGCGACAGCUUUCCUCCGGAGGCGUUUUCUCAUUUGCGCGAAAGUGGCCAGGAAGGAGAAGAGGAAAAAGUCGAGGAAGAGGUGGUCGUUGGAUCUCCCAACGCUGCGACGAGCGCCGCACUGGAGCAUGUACCAGAAGACCCAGACAUCAUGGAGGCGGUCAAUCGUCAGCCGACACACGACGAAACAGUAUCAGCCAGGCUUGGCAGAGCGCAAACUCUGGCUCUCCCCCCAACCACGGCAGCAGUACCCAACGUUCUAUCCCUCAUCCGCAAUUCCACUCCACUCCCCAAAGAGCGUGUGAGUGUCGAGGACUUUACGGCGACUCUGGCCGCAGAGGCCGUUCCAGGGGAGCGCAACAUGGGCCGCAACAGCAAUACCAAUACCAACAGCUGUGGCAGCUCCUCCUCCGCCGCUUCGACUCAUUUCACGGUGGAAUUUGCCCACACGCAGCGGGGUGACACAGAGGGUUCAGAUGCCCGCAUGGGUACCAUGGAGGCUGCGGCAUCGGUGCUACGUCCAAUGGUACGGCGGCGUGCGAAGGAAAGUCCUGUGACGACUGGGGAGAUGCGCUCUUACUCGGGCACGACGUUCACGUCCAUUGACACGGAGCAUCCUGUGGCGACUGAGACGUACGAGAAGGCGAGUGACGUGUUGUCUGGAUCCGUGAGGAAGGUGGAGUUUGCGGUGCAUGUUGUGGACACCUAUGUUCGCACCCCAGACGACGUACCACUCACAGUGGACGAGGUGGCGAGAUCGACAGAAAUCCUAGGAGAUGACAUAGAGGAUGGGCCGUUGAAGAAACCACCCUGGAAUGCAGAUGAGAUUCCUUCAGUGAGUGCCGCCGGUCCGCAAGGUGUGCCGUAUGAAGCCGCUUCUGUAUUGUCCAGCGAGCAUCGCUCCCCUCGUACGGGACAUGCCGUGGAAAGCCUCGCAACAAAGAAGACUGCAUCAGUCGCACCAGUGCCCGACGACGUCGAUACAAAUUUGAUGAGUCGAGUUGAACCACGUCCCUUGCUGGAAGACAAACAGCUUUUAUCACCACCGCUCUCUGGCCCUCGUGAAGACAGCGACAAGACGCGAUCACCUUUCGUAAACGACCCACAGACCGUUGCAGCGUUCAACGUCGAUUCACAAUCCAACGCCUCUUCACUGACGUACAGCGCGGACUUCGUGGUGGAGUCCGGCCCUCCGGACGCGUCAGAAUCGCCAAUGAACGAGGUUGUCGUGGCUGUGGACACGAGCGCGUCGUUCAGCGCACUAGCGUCGCGAAACCAAGUGACAGACGAUGAUAUUAUGGUCUCCGCGUCGCCGCUGGUACCGCUGGGUGACGAAGCGCACGACGGCGAAGUCCAAACAGCUUCCUCACCUCUAAAUGGAAGCAUCCAGGAAACGAGAAAUAAGGUUAGUGUACCUUUUCCCGACUCCGCAGUGGUGAUCAAGAAGUUCACGGCAAUGGCAGACGAUGCGGACACAGCGGAGAGUAGUAUUAGCGACAACAACAGGAGCAGCAACAACGAUGACACAGCACCUUCACCGGCAAGUGUGAAAGCGAUCGAGAAAGACGGCAGUCCCUCCAGACCAUCAAGGCUCUUAUCAACACCUUCUUUGUCUUCUGUUGAGUCGGACGCGGCUGACUCGCCUGAAUCUUCUGCCCACAGCGAAGCAACAACGCGUGGAAACGACGAUGUUCCUAAUGUGUCACCGCUCGCGCUUCUCGCCGCACCGACGCACCCGGUCGCCGCGACCGCGACACCAGCAGGGCACUCCCACAGCGUCACCCACGACAGCGAGGCGCGCUCGACCCCGACAGGGACCGCUGCGCCGGUUUCGGCGCACUCGCGCAGUGUCACAGACAUCGCCGUAGAAUACGAUAGUACAUUUUCCGCCCUACGCGAUAAAGCCACGUCUGGGAUAAGGGAGUCCUUUCCGACGCCGACGGAACGAGAAGAAGCAAAUCGCCUGCGAUCUCGUUUGGUGGAAACGACAAGUGAUACUUCCGCAGAUGUGCCGGUGGUGUCGCAGCAGACGCCCGUGCCUGGGCACGUCCCCGAAGCCUCCGUCCAAGACUCUGUGUGUCAGCCCGGUGCGCUCUCUCCCUCUCCGAUUCAACCAGAGAGGGAGCUGCAGCUUUUGCGCUCCGAACUGCUGCCUGCUGAUCCUCUUCUGCGUGAAACCGCACUCUCCCAUCAUACACUUAGUGACGACGACAAGAGCAACGUGGAGGGUCUCUCGCCGCUAACACCGGCGCUGACACAGAGUGUCUCAGAGGUGUACGGCAGCGAUUACGCGUCGCUGCUGGAGGGUGUGGCGAGUUCGUACGGGAGCCUACCGCAGGGGCACCGACCACGGCACUGGGCCGAGGAGAGCUGGUUUUCUAGUGUGUCGCACCCCAAUCGGCAGUCAAUCCAGAGCGCCGCUGGAUCGAUGCUGAGUGACGGAUCGCCCUAUACCUCCACCCGCGUGCGUGAGCUUCUCCACCGCCUUGGCAGCACGGCCGUUGCGAAUCUUGACGACAAGGACAAUGUGGAGCUGCGUGGAGCACUGGCGAGGCAGCAGGAGCUGGUACAGCAGCUGACCGCCGCGUUGCAGGAGCGGGCUCGCAGUCGUGAGGAUGCCCGCGGAUUUGCACCGCCACUUCGACCCCGUGACCGCAGGCGCCAAGUCCAUCUUCGCUCCCCUUCUGAGGAUCUCCGUCGCGGUUCCUCCUCUGUUGAGCGGCAACGCAGUGGAAGCCGGUCACUCCUGACGGAUGUGCAGAGGCGUCAUGGCGGGUCCGCGGCGGAGAACUUGAGGCAGCGGAGUUUGUCUGGCAUGACAGUGGAGUCGCAGGCGACGCCCACGCGCUCUCUCCAAACCGACGUCGGUGCACAACUGGCAGAGACAGACGUCUCCUCCUUGUUGGCCGACGUCCUCAUUCCUGCGAAGUCGGUGAGUCCUACGCGAGCCACGCGACAGUGA